AUGGAAUACUCUACAACCUACCAAAUUCACUCAUAUCUCCUCUUACCAGGAAGUAAGCUUAACUUUCUUUUCCUUUUCAUAACCUAUUCUCGGCUUCUCUCCUUCUUCGUUCCUAUUCCAAUUCAUUCUUUUCCUAAUUCUCUUUUUCACAAACCAUUUCCCGUCUCAUACGUCUUUCAAAACUUUUUACAAAAAUUUUUCUUCUUCUUGUCACAACCGUUUCUUCUUCUUCUUCUUCUUCUUCUUCAUCCUCGUACUUCUUCUUCUUCAUCCUACUUCUUCUUCUUCUUCUUUCCUCCUCCUACUCUUCUUCUUCUUCUUCCUCCUCCUUCCCCUUCUUCAUCUUCUUCAUCUUCUUCUUCCUCCUCUUCGUCAUCCUCAUCUUCUUUUUCUUCCUCCUCUUCCUCCUUCAUGUUCUUCUUCCUCCUCCUCCUACUCUUCUUCUUCUUCUUCCUCUUUCUCCUCCUCUUCCUCCUCCUUCUUCUUCUUCUUCCUUCUCCUCCUACUCUUCUUCCUCCUCCUUCUCCUUCUUCAUCUUCAUCAUCUUCUUCUUCUUCUUCCUCCUCUUCGUCAUGUUCAUCUUCUUUUUCUUCCUCCUCUUCCUCCUUCAUCUUUAUCUUCUUCUUCUUUCUCCCCUUCUUUUUCCUUCUCCUCCUCCUUCAUCUUCAUGUUCUUCUUCCUCCUCCUCUUCUUCUUCUUGUUCUUCCUCCUCCUUCUUCAUCUUCAUCUUCUUUUUUUUCUUCUUCCUCCUCCUCCUUCUUCUUCUUCUUCUCACAACCCUCCAUCCGUCUCUUGUUAUUCCUUCUGUUAUCAGAACACUUUUCUGUUUACCUAUUUUCCUCCGCCUUUUUUCACGACUGUUUUCCUAUCUCGUUUUCCUUCUCCUCUGCGAUUACUGCCAUAUCGCCUUGUAACACCAGUUCGCUUAUGAUCACCGAAGUUAAGCAUCGUUGA
Messenger RNA from Acanthosepion pharaonis, 954 nucleotides. The record is from the annotation of a GenBank genome assembly. NCBI's taxonomy places the organism in Eukaryota, Metazoa, Mollusca, Cephalopoda, Sepiida, Sepiidae.